This is a messenger RNA of Staurois parvus, 2076 nucleotides long. The record is from the annotation of a GenBank genome assembly. NCBI's taxonomy places the organism in Eukaryota, Metazoa, Chordata, Amphibia, Anura, Ranidae.
GACCGAGACAGACCAGGAUCCACCAUAGAUGACCUGCCUGUAUCAACUCCAGGAGGACCUCUGAAAAUUCAGAAAGUGGAUCUUCUCCAAUCUCGGACUAGCGAAAAUCGUCGAUCUCAUCACACUGAUGAAUAUGAAUGUGAUGAUCUAAUUAUAAGAAGGGGACAGCCCUUCCAGAUCUGUGUCACGUUCCAAAAAGAAUUUGGCAGGAAUGAUCAAAUCUGCAUUUUGCUACAGCAAGGAAAUGCCCAGGCAAUCACCUUACCUCUGGUAAAAGAAUUCGAUGAGGGAAACUGGGGAUGUCAACUGGCAGAAGCAAGUGGACAGAAUGUCAUUUUUUGGGUGAACACUUCAGCCCAGGCUUCUGUGGGAAAAUACCAGCUCAGUGUUAAAAGUAGCGGAGGAAUAUGCAGUGACUCUAAAUUAAAGGUCUACAUCCUGUUUAAUCCUUGGUGUAAUAUGGAUUCUGUGUUUCUGGAUAAUGAAGCAUGGAGACAGGAAUAUGUUCUUAAUGAGAUUGGAAGAAUUUACUAUGGUACUGAGCAUCAAAUUGGUGAACGUUCCUGGAACUAUGGACAGUUUGAUAAGGGGGUUCUGGAUGCUGUAAUGUUUGUACUGGACCGUAGUGGUAUUGCACCUGGAUCAAGAGGAGAUCCUAUAACUGUUUCCAGAGUUAUUUCUGCAAUGGUAAAUUCUAUGGAUGACAACGGAGUUGUUGCUGGAAGUUGGUCUGGUGAAUAUGCUGAUGGUGUGAACCCAGUUUCCUGGGUAGGCAGUGUGGACAUUCUACUCCGUUAUCACCAAACUGGGUGCUCAGUGAAAUAUGGGCAGUGCUGGGUAUUUGCAGCUGUCACCACCACAGUGCUACGCUGUCUUGGAAUCCCUGGACGUACCGUCACCAAUUUUGCCUCUGCUCAUGACACUGAUGGCAAUUUAAUAUUUGAUGUGUAUUUUGAUGAAAACAUGAAGCCAAUAGAAGAAAAAAACAGUGAUUCAGUUUGGAAUUAUCAUUGCUGGAAUGACUGUUGGAUGAGACGUCCAGACUUGCCUGGUGGAUAUGAUGGAUGGCAGGCUAUUGAUGCCACACCUCAAGAAACCAGCAAUGGUAUAUACUGCUGUGGCCCAUGUCCUCUUUUGGCCAUAAAGAAUGGCUUAGUGAAUAUUAAAUAUGACUGUGGAUUCAUCUUUGCUGAGGUGAACAGUGACAAGGUGUUCUACCAGCGGCAGCCAAAUGGCAAGUUUAAGAAAGUCCACGUGGAAGAACGAGCAGUGGGACACCACAUCAGCACCAAAGCUGUAGGAUCCAAUGGAAGGGAGGACAUCACGUACCUGUACAAGCAUCCAGAAGGCUCUCCUGCAGAACGUGAAGCAGUGCGCACAGCUGCCAAAUAUGGCAACAAGCCUCUAGCAGAAGUUGAUACAGAUGAGUCCUCUGAUGUGUCGCUUACCAUUGAGUCACAGGAUGGUUUCAAUAUGGGCAGUGACAUUAAUGUCCGCAUCUUGCUGAAAAAUUGCAGCAGUAGUCGUCGCUCAGUGUCCUUAUCUAUGGCUGUUGCUGUUAUGUUUUAUAACGGUGUCUGCAAAGAGUCAUUCAAGAAUGAAACCUGCGAUGCAACUCUCAACCCUGGAGAAACUAAAGCAGUUGGGUUGCUGUUAAGUUAUAGUGAAUAUCGUACACAACUGGUGGAUCAAUCAGCCAUGAUGUUAACAGUGUCUGGAAUUGUGAAAGAAAGUGGACAGAAAUUAGCCAAACAACACACCUUUAGGAUAAGAACCCCAGAUCUCGUGAUUAAGGUGCAUGGUAACCCUGUGGUUGGCCAACAAAUUGUGGCAGAAAUCAUAUUCCAGAACCCUCUUCAGACAACAUUGCACAAUGCCUGCUUCCACGUGGAAGGACCUGGUCUUCAAAGACCAAAGAUUGUCCAAGUUGGAGAUAUCGGGCCUUUGAAGACAGUCUCUAUCACAGAACGCUUUACACCUCGGCGUGCUGGAUUGCGUCAGCUUGUGGCUAGUUUGGAGAGUAAUGAGAUGAGUCAAGUACAUGGAGUGGCUGAAGUCAUGGUGCGAGACAAUUAA